UGGAGGUGAGAUUCAAACCUGUGCCUUUUGGGUCCAGUUACAGCAGCUCUAAGCACUGCAAUACCAGCCCAUCCCCGUAUUAUCAUUUAUAAAUGGUCACCAGCAGGCAGAGCAGUGGUUAAGGAUAUGAACUUGUUACCUGAAUGAUGGAUCAAAUAGCACUCCCUGCUUACAGUCCUAGAGCAAGGUAAAAUACUCUACUGCACACAUGAGUAUAGUGUAUAUGGCGUUGCAUGAGCAUCACUGCCAUGCUGUGCGUCAUUCCGCUUUGACCGUCUCAAUACGGUCCUGUAGCGGGACCCCCUGCGACGCUAAACAUUUUCCAUGGAUCAUAACUACGUGGAGAAGCGCAAACUGUGUAGUUACUCUCGAAAAAUGUCUGUGCGGCUCAGCAGCAGCAGGACAACAUGUUGACAGCGAAGUUCUUUCGGGGACAUGAUGAUCGGCGAGCCUCUGGCUCUGGCUCUGCGCCCGCCGCUCAGUACCGCGCACAUGUGGGCAGAGGCAGCGCAGCGGGACGCGCAGCAUCGUUAAAAAGCGUCCACUUCAGCAGCCCUCAAGUCCCACCCCUAGUUUGAUGUCAGUUGCUCUGUCAGUCGCGCACGCAGCGAAGGACGGACGGGCGGGCGGACGCGGGGCUCCUCUCGCGCUGCGAUCGCGCGCUGCCAUCUGUCCCCGCGGCCGGGUGCGUGCGUGCAUGCAGCAGCAUGGAUGCGGCGCGGGCUCGAACGGAGGCCGACGCGCUCCUCCUGCUCACACGGGCCCGCUCCCGGUGAGGAGGUGCGCGCACGACAGGCGCGCCGGCGGCGUCCCGCAGCCCGGAGCGAUGGUGGUGGUGGCCUUUUCCCCCGCGCGCGACAGCGAGAAGCCAGGUGAUGAUGCCAUCAUGUCGAGCUCGGAUUGGGCCGAGGAAGAUCUGAGGAAAACAGCCCUGAGCCCGAGCAAGCGCCCUGGUUCCGCCAGCGCCGCCCAGGAGUUCCCAGAGGUUAUCCCCCUGAACGUGGGGGGCACCUACUUCACCACUCGGCUCUCCACCCUGCGGCGCUUUGAGGACACUAUGCUGGCCGCUAUGUUCAGCGGACGUCAUCACAUUCCUCGCGACGCCGAGGGGCGCUUUUUCAUCGACCGUGAUGGAGCAUAUUUUGGGGAUAUCCUGAACUUUCUGCGGGAGGGCGAGCUACCCCAGAGAGAGCGUGUGCGGGCAGUCCACAAGGAAGCCCAGUACUAUGCCAUCGGUCCCCUGCUGGACAGCUUGGAGGACACCCAGCCACUCACGGGGGAGAAAGUGCGCCAGGCCUUCCUUGACCUCCUGCCCUACUAUAAAGAGAACCUCGAGCGAAUUGUGGAGAUCGCCAAGCUGCGGGCCAUGCAGAGGAAGGCACGCUUUGCUAAGCUGAAGGUCUGUGUCUACAAGGAAGAGAUGCCCAUCACACCAUACGAGCGGCCGCUCUUCAACUCGCUGCGCUUUGAGCGCUCUGAGAGCGAGACCAAGCUCUUUGAACACCAUUGCGAGGUAGAUGUGUCCUUUGGGCCCUGGGAGGCAGUGGCGGACGUGUAUGACCUGCUCCACUGCAUCGUGAGCGACCUGGCAGAGCGCGGCAUCACCGCUGACCAGCAGUGCAUCGGCGUGUGCGAUAAGCAUCUCAUUAACCACUACUACUGCAAGAGGCCCAUCUAUGAGUUCAAGAUAACUUGGUGGUGAAGGACAUCCCUUGCCUUUACUCCCUCUCUGCAACAUGGCACUGACAUUAGCCUCAAAGCCCUGUCCUGCUGCUGGUAGCUUGAGGUGGAUUCAGUCAUGGUUAAAACAUUUCCCCCUGCAGUAUCUAAUCCCCAGGUUAAUGUUAUGCUUCUUUGCAGACUGUGGUUUUGCUGCUGUGACUUAAUCAUAAACUCUUAUAACGUGAUCGUCCUUUUCAGUUUUUUGGAUGCGGUUUUGGAUUCGGAUAAAUCCUUAGAGAAGCUACUUUUUGCUGAGUUUACCGCACCCGCAGCAUAAGCGUUGUGAUUGCAGCAGAUUCUCAAGGCCACUUGUCACUUGGUAGUAAGUUUUUGUGGUGGCAAAAUAAAAAGGGUUGUCUUGUCAUGGCGGUUCACCAGAACUUUCAUGAAAUAACUGGAUGAAAUGAAUCUUUUUGGUGUAAUAUCUCAACGAAUAUACGUAGAUGCACAUUUUGUUUACUUUCUCGUUAAAUGAUUUCUGGAUUUUUAUCUCCACUAUAUCCAGAUCAGAAAAACGGCAUCAGGCAACCUGCAACUGUCACAAUUUAAUUUCAAAUGAAGGCUGUGCUGAAGAGCUGGUGAAAGAGCAGAGAGGUGUCUGUAGAGGGAAAAGAUGUUCAGAGAAGUCAGGUAUUUUUAAUUGAAUUUAUUAUUUCAUUACUCGACAUCCUAGAAAAUGGAUGUCCAAUUAUUUUCCAAAUUGUUUUGUUAUUGAAUGAUUACUUUAAUCCAUUAAAGGCAGAGAGCGAUGGUUGUCUCCACCCUAGAAAACGGUUCUAUAUUGUGGUCAGUUUUGUCACUUGUGAAACUGCCCCCUAAAAUACCCAGAGGAAAUUAACGUGGGUGAAAUUAAGUUCGGUUUUGGGUGUCUUCACUGUUUGUCUCCAUUAACUUCAAAAAUUGGUUGUUUUUACAUUUUGCGAGUAAAUAUCCUUUACUUUUUUGACAACUUUCAAAAUCUUUGCGUGUUAGUAGCCAAGACCGACCAUUUACUUUUGUGGAAAUUUUGGUUUGAAACAGAGGGAAAAUAAGUCAGUUCUUUAACUGCUGUGUGAGAAAAAUGAUACAGAUAUAAUAUCUAUAUAAGGAUGGAAAUACCCUGCUAUUGUUCACCACAGCCACAGUUGUAAUUGCUUAACAGUUUGUUGCCUUAGAAACUUACUAGAUAAGACACAUAUGCAAACUCUGGGUUUCUUUUUUUUUCAUGGCUGUAGCUUCUGGAUCAAGGUGGUCAUGUAAAUUUAAACAAAAAAUCUUCAUCUAGAAAACAUUUUCAGAACACUUUUGUUGUAUCGCAACUUGUGGAAAGUUUUCUGUAGA
Scleropages formosus (Asian bonytongue) is the source of this 3042-nucleotide messenger RNA. RefSeq names its product potassium channel tetramerization domain containing 7 (gene kctd7). Bases 578 to 1702 code for a protein of 374 amino acids. Gene Ontology annotation, molecular function: protein binding. NCBI's taxonomy places the organism in Eukaryota, Metazoa, Chordata, Actinopteri, Osteoglossiformes, Osteoglossidae. The record is from RefSeq and is a predicted model, not a curated record. The transcript has 4 exons. Gene Ontology annotation, biological process: protein homooligomerization; positive regulation of transporter activity; membrane hyperpolarization. Gene Ontology annotation, cellular component: plasma membrane.